Molecule: messenger RNA, 1464 nt
Organism: Anoplopoma fimbria (sablefish)
Lineage: Eukaryota; Metazoa; Chordata; Actinopteri; Perciformes; Anoplopomatidae
Gene: otol1b
Product: otolin 1b
Exons: 4
Coding region: 1-1464 (487 amino acids)
Molecular function (GO): protein binding
Source: RefSeq, a predicted model, not a curated record
AUGAGGAUUAUCUCCUGUCAGUCAACCCUUGUGGCUGUAGUUGUGGUUACACUGGCUGUGGUGUCCUGCGCUGAAGCUAAGACUACACAGAAGCCGAAGUACCAGUACACCAAGAAGCCCGUCCCUCAGAUCACCGUGCACAGCCCUGUGACCACCAGCAUGCCCAAGAAUCUCAAGACAGUGUCGAGUUCAAAUCCUGUGAAGCCCCAUCCGCUGCCCGCCACAGAGAAGAACACCUAUCCAAAUAACGAUUAUCCACAGCGCUACCCGGAGGGCACCGAGCCCCCUGGUGCCGGUCCUGAGAAUUACACUCUCGAUUACAACGAGUGCUACUUUAACUUCUGUGAGUGCUGUCCACCUGAGAGAGGCCCCAGGGGGCCAAAGGGAGACAGAGGCCUGGGAGGGCCACCAGGUGAUAGAGGCCUUACAGGAGCAGCUGGUUUACCUGGCCAAACGGGAGUCAGUGGUCCUAUGGGGUUAAGAGGAGACAGGGGUGAGAAAGGUGAGAAAGGAAGCAGUGGGACAGGCGGGCCCCAAGGAGUCCCUGGGAAACCAGGACAAAAAGGUGAUUCUGGUUCAAAAGGUGAAAAAGGUGAAAUAGGGUUGCAAGGUGUCAAAGGUGAUGGUGGUGUGAAGGGGGAACCUGGCCAGAAUGGGACUGCUGGUGAGAAAGGAGAACCGGGAAAAGAUGGGCCAGUUGGACCUCCAGGAGUGGCUGUUGAGUUAGGUCCUAAAGGAGACAAGGGAGAUAAGGGGGAUUGUGGCACUUUUGUGGAGAGAGGACAGAAAGGUGAGCGAGGGGAUACUGGAUCUCCUGGCAUUCCAGGAGGGAUGGGCAUUCCAGGAAUAAACGGCAAGCAUGGUUCCCCAGGUCCUGUGGGUGUCCGUGGGGAUCAGGGACCUCCAGGACCACAAGGAGAACCAGGGCCUAGAGGACCCGAGGGACCACAAGGAGUAAGAGGGAUGUUUGGGCCAAAAGGGGACAGAGGUUUCCCUGGGAAGAGAGGUGAUCGGGGCAUUCGUGGAUUGAAAGGAUCAAAGGGAUCAGAGUAUACCCAGAAACGCUCAGCCUUCAGCGUAGGUAUCUCUCCAAGAAAGUCCUUCCCUCCCUCUGGCUUCCCGAUCCGCUUCGACAAAGUCUUCUACAACGAAGAGAACCACUUCAAUGUCACUUCCAACAGCUUCACAUGCGUCCACGCCGGGGUUUACGUCUUCUCCUUCCACAUCACUGUACGCAAUCAGCCUCUCCGCGCCACGCUGGUGGUGAACGGGUCACGGCGGGUAAGGACGCGGGACUCUCUGUACGGUCAAGACAUCGACCAGGCGUCCACUCUGGUGGUGCUGCAGCUGGUGGUGGGUGAUCAGGUGUGGAUGGAAACGCUCAGAGACUGGAAUGGUGCAUAUGCCAGCAAUGAGGAUGACAGCAUCUUCUCUGGGUUCCUGCUUUACUCAAACACAGUCUGA